AUGGUGGCUCCGGCCUCUACCGGAGCGAGCCCGAUGGCCAGCCGGCCCUCGAUGGGCCCCCAGCCAACCCGGUCUUCCAGCACUCACCCGUCGCAUUCCCACAACGUUCCCUUGAGCGCCCGAAGGUCAGCACCGCUUGACUUGGCCACUGUAGAACGACGCGGUCAAUCCAAUGCCCCUCGCGAGCCAUCGAAGCGCAUUCGCCCUCAUGGCAUCCCCGAAGCCCCGACAUUUCGCCCAACCGAGGAGGAAUUCAAGGAUCCCGUGGCGUACAUCCAGAAAAUUGCGCCCGAGGGCAAGAAGUAUGGCAUUUGUAGAGUUAUUCCACCGGAUAACUGGCAACCGUCUUUCGCGAUUGAUACAGAGCGUUUCCAUUUCAAGACCCGUCGACAGGAACUCAACUCGGUCGAAGGAGGUAUGGCCCCGCGUUCGACUGAUGUUGCUAGCGGUGGAACCUCUCCACAAUGCGGUUCUAACCCAGACUCUAACGCAGGAAACCGUGCCAAUAUGAACUAUAUCGAUGGGCUCGCCAUGUUUCACAAGCAACACGGGACAAAUUACAGUCGGUUACCCAGCGUCGACAAACGCCCUCUGGACCUCUACAAGCUGAAGAAGGCGGUUGAGACCCGAGGUGGAUUCGAACAAGUGUGCAAAACCAAGAAAUGGGCAGAGAUCGGUCGCGACCUGGGAUACAGCGGGAAGAUCAUGUCCUCACUGUCGACCUCGCUCAAAAAUUCUUACCAGCGUUACUUGCAACCAUACGAGGAAUACCUCCUUCGGGCUAAGCCCGGCGUCCAGCAGCAGCUUGAAUUGGAACAUGGUGGUCCUUUUACCCCGUCUCCGAGGAACUCUCCUAUGCUCAAGAAGCCGCUCAUUGAUGAAAACGGCACCCCUUCCAAACCGCGUGAAGAGACACCGUUAAUGCGAGUAGCACCAGCUGCGAGUACUCCAAUGCACGAUAUGCCAACUCCAUCCGUCGAGCCCACGCCCCCUCCGCGUCCAACCCCAUCUGGUUUUACCUCAGUCAAUGCCGGCUUAGGUGGAUUUACUGCCGUCAACCACCACUCUCCUGCCAUUUCUCAUUCUCCCGCCGUUACUCACUCUCCAGGCUUCGCAACGAUGGGCAACGGUCCCGCCAUCAAACAUGAAGGGGAGAAUGGAACAGCAACACCCAAGAGCGUUAUUGAUCAUCCUGCUCAUUCGACCCCUGUUCCGAAUGGCCAAGCUGGUCUGCCCGUUAAGCGGGGAAUCAGCCAUGACAGUGGUUCCCAAGCUGAUAAUGGGGAUGACGGAGGCAGCGGCCGUCGAAGCAAGCGCCUCAAGAAAGAUGGAGCCCCAACUGUGGCGGGCUCACAUAUGUCCCUUCUCCGGCCAGCACUUCCUAAACAGCGCAAGGAUGGUGCGCCACGAACCGGCGAGAAAUGCGAGUCGUGCGGCAAGUCUGAUGACCGCUCGGCUAUCCUCGUGUGCGAUAGCUGUGAACUCGGGUACCACACAACCUGCCUCGACCCAUCCACAUCAGCUCCCUCGGACUAUGAUUGGCACUGUCCCAAAUGUCUGGUGGGAACUGGCGAGUUUGGAUUCGAAGACGGAGGUGUCUACUCACUGAAACAAUUCCAAGAAAAGGCAAACGAGUUCAAAAAGCGCUAUUUUGCUUCCAAAAUGCCAUUUGACCCUGUUCUUAACACACACCGUCGUGAAACUGAGGACGACGUGGAGGCUGAGUUCUGGAAGCUAGUUGUAGACCUACACGAAACGGUCGAGGUUGAAUACGGUGCUGAUAUCCACUCCACCACUCACGGCAGUGGAUUCCCCACUAUUGAACGAAACCCACUUGAUCCUCAUUCCUCCGAUCCUUGGAACUUGAACGUGCUUCCUUUCUACGGAGACUCGCUUUUCCGUCACAUCAAAUCCGACGUCUCCGGUAUGACCGUGCCCUGGGUAUAUGUGGGAAUGUGCUUUUCAACUUUCUGUUGGCACAACGAGGAUCACUACGCCUACUCUGCCAACUACCAGCAUUUUGGUGCGACCAAGACAUGGUACGGUAUUCCCGGAGCCGAUGCGCAGGCAUUUGAAGCGGCUAUGCGCGAGGCAGUCCCAGAGCUGUUCGAAGGCCAGCCUGAUCUCCUCUUUCAACUCGUUACUUUGAUGCCACCUGACAAGCUGCGGAAAGCUGGCGUCAACGUAUAUGCGACAGAUCAGAGAGCCGGGCAGUUUGUUCUGACUUUCCCUCAAGCAUACCAUGCUGGUUUCAAUCACGGCUUCAACUUCAAUGAGGCGGUCAACUUCGCUCCUGCAGACUGGGAGCCCUGGGGCGCCGCAGGAGUAGAGCGCUUGCAAACAUUCCGCCGUCACCCGUGCUUUUCUCACGAUGAAUUACUAUUCACAGCCGCUGCUCGAGAUACGUCCAUCACAACUGCCAAAUGGCUAGCACCUGCACUCGAGCGAACUUGCCACCGGGAGCUCGCCGAUCGAACAUCGUUCCUGACUCGCCAUCGGGACGCCAUGCCCCACAAUUGUGGUGUUGGUACUAAAAACCCGACAGGUGAAUGUCAGCUUAAGUUCGUAGUGGAGGAGGAGGAUCUCCCGGAGGAUGAAUACCAGUGCCAGCACUGUAAGACCUACACUUACCUCACGCAGUUCCGUUGCCACAAGUCAGGCAAGAGUCUUUGCUUGUUGCACGUGGAGGCUUACGACUGCUGUGGUGAGUCCCUGCCCCAGAAACUCUUGGGUCCAGGUCACACUCUGCGCUACCGUGCCAGUGAUGACGAACUAAAGGCAGUGGUCCAAAAGGUCCAAGAACGAGCUAGAAUCCCCGAGGUAUGGGGAGAAAAGCUCGACAAGACCUUGGAGGAUGAGCCGAAGCCUCAGCUGAAAGCUCUCCACCACUUGCUCAGUGAAGGUGAGAAAAUCCCAUACCACCUGCCUGGCCUCCAAGAUCUUGCGGCCUUCGUCCAGCGUUGCGAUAAAUGGGUUGAGGAGGCGAACAACUACAUCACCCGGAAGCAGCAAAACCGCAGAAAAAACGAAAAAGCAUGGCGCAAGGCCGGCUCCAAGGCGGCGCAGCUGGACGAUCGUGAUCGUGAAGUCCGCAGAGUAGAGAGUAUCUACGCCCUUCUGGCAGAGGCUGAUAAACUUUCCUUCGACUGUCCACAGAUGGCGGCUUUGGAAGAGAAGACCCGCGAGAUCGAAAAAUUCCGCCAGGAUGUUAACGCCGCCCUGAUGAACCCGCAUACCCGAAUGACCCAGGAUAUUGAGGAACUUGUUGAAUCCGGCCGAAAUUUCAACGUGGAAAUACCGGAAGUUGAACACCUGGAGAAAGUUAUGCAGCAGAUGAAAUGGACCGAAGAGGCCGCUCGAAGGCGAGAUCAAUACCUCACCCUUAAGGAUUGCCAUGAAAUUAUUGCCACGGGACAACAGUUAGGCCUUUCUGACACCAAUGAGCACCUGAUCCAAUUUAAGGAACUCGCUCGACUCGGCGAAUCUUGGGAAACCAAGGCCAAGGAACUAAUGGCUGUCGAGGCCGUACACUACCAACAGUUGGAAGCCCUCUCUGCUCAAGCCACCCGCUUUCCAGUUUCCCCUGAUAUUUUAGCUGCCGUUGACGCUAUCUUGACCAAACAGCGAGAAGCCCAGAAGCGGAUCCAAACCCUUUAUGAAAAAAGCAAGGAUCCUGAUCUGAGAAAUCGACCCGUGUACAAGGACGUUCGUGAACUCACCGAGUCUCUCGAGCAGCUCAACAGUCGGCCAAUCGGGGCCAUCGACCUAGAACGUGAACAAAAACGCCACGAGGAUUGGAUGAGAAAGGGUAAAAAGCUUUUCGGCAAAGCCAAUGCCCCCUUGCACAUCUUAAAAUCCCAUAUGGAGUAUGUGGAGAAACGAAACUCUUACUGUUUCGACUUGGACGAUAGUUAUCGUCCUCCGGUGGAACCUUCCUCCCGUGACAACACUCCUGAUGGGUUGCUAGAGAGUUCCAAUCCCAACGUGUCCAACGUGUGGGGUCCCAAGUCUCGUAAGCGGGACGUGUUUUGUAUUUGCAGGCAUUCAGAAGCGGGAAUGAUGAUCGAGUGUGAAGUUUGUCAUGAAUGGUACCAUGGGAAAUGUUUGAAGAUUGCGCGGGGUAAGGUCAAGGAGUUUGACAAAUACACUUGCCCGAUCUGUGACUGGCGUCAGAAGAUUCCUCGAGAUGCAGCUCGUCCCAAAUUGGAAGAUUUGCUGGAAUGGCAAGCCGAGAUUGCCACCCUUCCUUUCCAGCCUGAUGAGGAAGAAGUCUUGGACGGUAUCGUCAACCAGGCGACGGCGUUCCGUGAUUUUCUCCAAAGCUUCACGAACGCCGCAUGCACUACUACAGAGGAAGUCCCUACGUUGAUUUUCUACUUGCGGAAAAUCGAAGGCGCAGAGGUUCUUUUGACCUACGAGACCAACUUCUUCCGCCAAGAAAUCCAUAAAUGGGCACCAGUCGCACCAGAGGCACCACCAAUUUUGGAUCAGUCUCUCUCGACUCGCAAACCUCGACCCACUAAGCAGCAAAAAAUCAUGGCACAAAUGGGUGUUGAGCGCCCCGAGGAUCUUCCCGAGCACCUCCGGGUGAAGCAUCUAGUCGCCAAGCGCAAGUCGGUCGACAUGCAGACUCAGCCUCAGAUUAUGCCCCGACCAUCGUCUUUGCAGCCGGCCACGCCAACCCCAAGUAACAACCAGCCUUCCACUACCGGGCCAACUUUGACGCCCAUGACCGAUUCAAACAAUAACACAUCCUAUCCGUUCUCUGCCAAUUACUCAUUGCCGGCCAGUGACUCAACCCCAGCUUUCGCGCCUACAUCUUCCGCAUUUUUGCCUCAUGUUGCCGAGGCUUCUCAAUCCCCUUCUUUCCUUCCUCGGUCUCCUCCAACACCCCAGCAAGGUCUUGAGCCCCCUCUUUUCAGCCCAACGCGCUUUGACCGUGAUCCUCAAUUUGUGAGCAGCAGUCCUCGUCCCAACAUGGACGAUGUAUUUGCAGACCUUACCAAUCAAGACGUUGAUCCCGAAUCGGAAGCUAUGGAGAACACUCACGCCAACGAGGCUCUCGAGGCGCUUAAUGCUAGCAAUGGCAGUAGCCGGGCUUCCUCUCCCAAUGAUGAGUCUGCCCCUAAUGGCGAUGCUCAUGAUACUGAUAUCCAGGAUGCUACGGCUCCGCUCUCGGCCUCGGCCAGUGACGAAAAACUCGAUAUGGAUUCUUGA
Penicillium verhagenii is the source of this 5217-nucleotide messenger RNA. RefSeq lists its product as uncharacterized. Gene Ontology annotation, biological process: chromatin remodeling. Gene Ontology annotation, cellular component: nucleus. Bases 1 to 5217 code for a protein of 1738 amino acids. Lineage: Eukaryota; Fungi; Ascomycota; Eurotiomycetes; Eurotiales; Aspergillaceae. The record is from RefSeq and is a predicted model, not a curated record. Gene Ontology annotation, molecular function: histone demethylase activity; DNA binding. The transcript is spliced from 5 exons.